Messenger RNA from Nipponia nippon (crested ibis), 1935 nucleotides. The record is from RefSeq and is a predicted model, not a curated record. NCBI's taxonomy places the organism in Eukaryota, Metazoa, Chordata, Aves, Pelecaniformes, Threskiornithidae.
AUGGUGCUGCGGGCUGCGGCGCUGGCGAUGCAUGCCUGCCUCCUGGCCGCCCUCCGCCCCAGCGAUCCCAAUGUCUGCAGCUACUGGGAGAGCUUCACGGUGGCGGUGAAGGAGUCGUACACCAAACCCCACGUCGUGUCCUCCGCUGAGCCCUGCCCCGGGGUGCUGGGGUCCCCCCUGCCCUGCCUGCAGCAGAGGUGCCGGGAGAGGUGCCCGGUGGGGCGGUACGGGCAGGACUGCCAGGAGAGCUGCGACUGUGCCAACGGGGGCCAGUGCUUCCACGUCGACGGGGGCUGCCUGUGCGAGGCCGGCUUCCAGGGCAGCCGCUGCGAGGAGCGGCGGUGCCUGCCCGGCCUCUACGGCCUCCACUGCCAGAGCCGCUGCCUCUGCCACCACCAGCACAGCCAGAGCUGUCACCCCUUACUGGGGGAGUGCGUCUGUCACCCUGGCUGGGCUGGGCUCUUCUGCAACGAGAGUUGCCCCCCCGGCUGGUUCGGGGCCGGCUGCCUGCNNNGGGCUCUUGUUAUCUCUGGGGGCACCCUGGGUGGGGGUCCCGGCUGUCCUGAAGUCUUCAGUCCCCCCCAGGAUGAGCACUGCUCCUCCCUGUGUCCCCCUGACACCUUUGGGACCAACUGCUCGGGGCGCUGCUCCUGCCAGCACGCCCUCGCCUGCUCCCCGCUCGACGGCUCCUGCCUCUGCAAGGAAGGCUGGCACGGACCCGACUGCUCGACGCCGUGUCCCGCCGGCACAUGGGGUCCCGGCUGCAACCGGAGCUGUGAUUGUGCCCACGGAGCUGCCUCCCGACCUGUCCCCGUACCCCAGAAUGGGACGUUCGGGGCGGGCUGCGGGCAGCGGUGCGACUGCGCCCAUGCCGACGGCUGCGAUCCGGUGACGGGAGAGUGCCGCUGCCUGCCCGGCUGGACAGGGCCGCAGUGCAAGCAGAGCUGCCCCGACGGCUUCUGGGGCCGGGGCUGCCGCACGCCCUGCUCCUGCCGCAACGGGGCCGCCUGCUCGCCCCGGGACGGAUCCUGCACCUGCACCCCGGGCUACCGUGGCCCCUGCACUCCCGGCUCCUGGGGGGACGCCUGUGCGGAGCCCUGCCGGUGCCACCACGGGGGGACGUGCCACCCCGCCGAGGGGACGUGCCACUGCCCGGCCGGCUGGACGGGGACGCUCUGCGGAGAAGCCUGCCCCCCCGGCACCUUCGGGCUCCGGUGUGAGCAGCUCUGCCGCUGCGCCCACAACGCCAGCUGCCACCCCGCCAGCGGGACGUGCCCCUGCGCCCCGGGCAGGAUCGGGCCCCACUGCGAGGCCGGGACCCCCGAGCAGCCCUACACCAUCGUGCCGGCCCCCCCGGCAGCCUACAGCUCCCUGGGGGUGGUGCUCAGCCUGGUGGCCCUGGUGGCGCUGCUGGUGGCCGUGGUGGCCGUGGCCCUGUGCUACCGGCACCGGCAGAAGGAAAAGGAGAGCCGGCACCUGGCCGUGGCCUACACGGCGGGACAGACGGACACCUCCGACUACGUGGUGCCAGAUGUGCCACCGAGCCACCACGCGCACUACUACUCCAACCCCAGCUACCACACGCUGUCCCAGUGCACGCUGCCGGCCCCCGGCCCCGGCCCCCAGGACAGAGCCAGCUCCCUCAAGGUACGGCACGGCACGGCACGGCACGGCGCGGUGCAGCGUGGCAUGUGCGGCACGGCACGGCGCUGCUGCCGGGAGCCUCGUGGCCAGCCCAUCCCGUUUGGGCUCCAGGUGCCCGGCACCCAGCUCUUCCCCGGCGUGGAGAGACCCUACGGCGCCGAAGGCAACGCCACGCUGCCGCCCGACUGGAAGCACCUCGGGGCCCCGGGCCCCAGGGGGGGGCAGCUGGACCGGAGCUACAGCUACAGCUACAGCCCGGGGACGUACAGCGGGAAAGUAAUGGUCCAGUGA